AUGACAGCAGUGGUCCAUUGUUUGCGAGUGUGGAGGCAUUACUUACUUGACCAACACUUCACCAUCUAUACUAACAAUGUGGCAACAAGUUGUUUCAACUACUAGAAAAAAUUAUCACUUAAAUAAGCAAGAUGACAAGACCUUUUAGUAGAGUAUAACUUCACACGUAAAUAUAAACUAGGAUAGACCAACGUGGUUGCCGAUGUACUGAGCCGUCAAGGAGCCAUAGUAGAAAUAACUACAUUAUUAGUAAGUGUAGAAAAUCUUUUGGAUGAAAUUCGGGUAGCAUAUAAUACGGACCUCACCAUUAAAUAACUAAUUCAAUAGAUAGAGUCUAGUGAGACAUGUCGAUUUUAGAUGGGGGAAGAUAUCCUUUAGACAGAGGGCCAACGACCUUUUGUCUCACAAGGGAGACAACUACGGUGUCGACUACUUUGAGAGACACACGAUGUGCCCUUUGCUGGACACUCGGGGCAAUAGAAGACACUAGCCCUCUUAUCAUCUAAUUAAUAUUGGCCAAACAUAGAGCGGGAUGUGGAAACAUAUGUCCACUCUUGCCUAAUAUGUCAAUAGGACAAGAUAGAGCGGCGCUGCCCAGCCAAAAUAUUGGUGUCGUUACCUAUCCUAGAAGGACCGUGGAAAUCUCUAUCAAUAGACUUCAUCAUAGGACUACCACGAGUGGGGGACCUAGACACCAUCUUGGUGGUGGUCAACAGGUUCUCUAAGUAUGCCACAUUCAUACCAACCCACUCAGAAUGCAAAGCGGAAGAAGUGGCCGGCUUAUUUUUGACACACAUUGUCAAGCUAUGGGGCCUUCUAUGAGACAUUAUUUUAGAUCACGACCCCCACUUCACUGGAAGAUUCUGGUCAGCCCUCUUUACUCUUUUGGGUAUUGAACUAAGCUUCUAUACAACAUUCUAGAUCGAUGGAUAGACAGAGAGAGUCAAUGGCAUGUUGGAAGAUUAAUUGAGACAAUUAGGUGGAGCUCUUAGAUGCGGCAUAGUUUGCUCAUAACAUUCAACAAUGUGUCUCUACUGGACACUCCCCAUGUGAACUAGCUAUGGGAAGGUAAUCAUUGACGCCUCCAGAAUUGGUGAAAUAAUAAGAAUCGGGAUACCUACUAGCCACAUACCGAUUUAUUAAGAACCGCCAUGACCGACUAGAGGAAGCUCGCAAAGCCCUUGCGAGAGCUGCUCAACAAAUGAACAAAAAUGUGGAUCGCUACAGACGAGAGGUUGAAUACGACGUCGGAGACUAGGUACUACUACGCAUAUAUCCUACCCACAAGAGUAUGUAGAGAUUGAAGCGCCAUAACGAAUUGGUCCCUAGAUACGACAGGUCUUUCCAAAUCGUCGCCUACAUAAGCCACCUGUUGUACUAUCUAUGACUCCCGCCAUGAGUCUCAAUCCAUCUAGUAUUUCACAUCUCCCUAUUAAAAGCUUACAAUGUAGAUGUGAAUGACCUAGAAUGUAAUUGGCCCCACUGCCCCCCACCAAUGGUACAAACACACUAUGACCAAGCAGCAAUCACCAUUUUGAAUCACCAGGUCAUCAACAAAGGAGGGUGCAACCAUGCCCACCGCAACACAUUCUAUCUAGUGCAAUGGGCAGAAUAA
Messenger RNA from Spirodela intermedia, 1615 nucleotides. The record is from the annotation of a GenBank genome assembly. Lineage: Eukaryota; Viridiplantae; Streptophyta; Magnoliopsida; Alismatales; Araceae.